This is a messenger RNA of Galendromus occidentalis (western predatory mite), 6552 nucleotides long. RefSeq names its product unconventional myosin-VIIa ck (gene ck). Lineage: Eukaryota; Metazoa; Arthropoda; Arachnida; Mesostigmata; Phytoseiidae. Gene Ontology annotation, cellular component: myosin complex; cytoskeleton. Gene Ontology annotation, molecular function: protein binding; cytoskeletal motor activity; ATP binding. The coding region runs from base 1 to 6552 and encodes 2183 amino acids. The transcript is spliced from 21 exons. The record is from RefSeq and is a predicted model, not a curated record.
AUGGUCAUCGUCACGAGGGGUGACUUCAUCUGGAUUGAGCCCCAGACAAGGAAGGAAUUCGACGUGGCCAUCGGAGCUAAGGUCAUAUCUGCCGAAGGACGCCGCAUCCAAAUUAGGGAUGACGACGGUCAGGAAAACUGGCUUGCUCCUGAGCGCAGGAUCAAGGCCAUGCACCCCACAUCGGUGCAGGGAGUGGAAGACAUGAUCUCACUCGGUGACUUGCACGAAGCCGGAAUCCUCCGCAAUCUUCUGAUUCGGUAUAAUGACAACCUUAUAUACACUUACACCGGGUCGAUUUUGGUCGCAGUCAACCCUUACCAAAUUUUACCGAUCUACACGGCGGAUCAGAUUAAAAUGUACCGUGAACGGAAGAUCGGCGAGCUGCCGCCGCACAUUUUCGCCAUCGGAGACAACGCUUACGGGAACAUGAAACGCUUCCACGUAAACCAGUGUAUAAUCAUUUCGGGGGAGUCGGGUGCGGGCAAAACCGAAAGCACCAAACUAAUUCUCCAGUAUCUGGCAGCCAUAUCCGGUCAGCAUAGCUGGAUAGAGCAGCAGAUCCUGGAAGCGAAUCCGAUACUCGAAGCCUUCGGCAACGCGAAGACGAUCCGCAAUGACAAUUCUAGUCGAUUUGGAAAAUACAUCGAUAUCCAUUUCAAUAAAGGCGGUGUGAUCGAAGGUGCGCGGAUCGAGCAGUACCUGCUGGAAAAGUCUCGCAUCGUUUCGCAGGCUCAAGACGAGCGAAACUAUCACAUUUUCUACUGCAUACUUGCCGGAUUGAGUCGAGAAGAGAAAGAUCGACUGGAUCUCCUGGAUUGCUCAAAGUACAUCUACCUGACCGGCGGCGGGUCGAUCACUUGUGAGGGGAGGGACGAUGCCCGCGAGUUCAGCGACAUCCGUUCCGCGAUGAAGGUCCUCAUGUUCUCGGACGACGAAAUCUGGGACAUAAUGAAAAUUCUCGCCGCUGUCCUCCAUCUCGGGAACAUACAGUUCAAACCGACGCUCAUCAACAAUCUGGACGCUGUCGAAAUCGUGCGGAGCUCGGCCAUACAGAGCGCAUCCAAGCUCCUCCAGGUUGAAGUCGGACAGAUGACCCAGGCUCUCACUACGAGAACGAUAUUCGCGCACGGAGAUACCGUGGUUUCGAAUAUGGGCGUCGCGCAGAGCCGGGAUGUCCGAGACGCGUUCGUCAAGGGAAUCUACGGCAGGAUGUUCAUUAGAAUCGUGAACAAAAUCAACGCAGCCAUCUACAAACCAAAGCAGUCUUCGCAACACUAUCGGACCUCGAUCGGGGUGCUCGACAUAUUCGGUUUCGAGAACUUCAACGUGAACUCCUUCGAACAGUUCUGCAUCAACUACGCGAACGAGAAUCUCCAACAAUUUUUCGUGCAACACAUUUUCAAGCUGGAACAGGAGGAAUACAAUCUCGAAGCGAUCAAUUGGCAACACAUUGAAUUCGUCGACAAUCAGGAAGCUCUCGACAUGAUCGCCGUCAAGCCAAUGAAUAUCAUGGCUCUCAUCGACGAAGAGUCGAAGUUCCCAAAAGGAACGGACAUAACGCUCCUUAACAAGCUCCAUAAACAGCAUUCGAUUAACCGUAAUUACCUCAAACCGAAGUCGGACAUCAGUACCUCGUUCGGAAUGUGUCACUUUGCCGGUGUUGUCGUAUACGAGACGAAUGGUUUCCUGGAGAAGAAUCGAGACACGUUCAGUGCUGACCUCAUCCAUUUGAUACAAAUGAGCGAGAAUCGUUUCAUGCAAAAUCUGUUCAUCAAUGAAGUCAACAUGGGAACGGACACUCGGAAGAAAACGCCGACCCUGAGCGCUCAAUUCAAGCGAUCGCUCGACUCUUUGAUGAAAGCUCUGAGUCAGUGUCAUCCUUAUUUCAUACGAUGCAUCAAACCAAAUGAAUUCAAGAAACCCAAAAUGUUCGAUCGAGAGCUCUGCUGCAAGCAACUCCGUUACUCGGGUAUGAUGGAGACCAUUCGGAUUCGGCGGGCCGGCUAUCCUAUCCGUCACACGUUCCGUGAAUUCGUCGAACGGUAUCGCUUCCUCAUCCCUGGAGUUCCUCCACCGCACAAGGUCGACUGCCGUCAAGCUACCGCGAAGAUCCUGAGGGCGGUGUUGGGAAAAUCAGAUUUCCAGAUUGGGAAAACGAAGGUAUUCCUCAAGGAUGCGCAGGAUCUCUUCCUCGAGCAGGAGAGAGACCGAGUUCUGACGAGGAAAAUCUUGGUUCUACAGAAAGCCAUCAGGGGCUGGUACUGGCGGCGUCGAUUCGUCCGACAACGAGCCGCAGCUAUCGUCAUCCAGCAAUGGUGGAAAACCAAAUUCCAACGGAGAAUGUUUCUCAAGCAGAUGCGAGGCUUCCAGAGACUUCAGGCUGUUUGGCGAGGGCGCAAGCUUGCUCGCCGCUUCCGACUGCUCAGGGCUAACAUCGUGUCGCUCCAGGCUCGAUGUCGCGGGAUCUUAGUCCGACGUGAGGCCCACCGCAAAAUCCGAGCUGUUAUCGUUAUCCAGAGCUUCAUUAGGAUGUUAAUUUGCAAGAAACUAUACCAGAGGAUGAGGAUUGAGCAAGGUGCCCAACUGGAAGCUAUGAGGCUUCGCGAUCAGGAGGAGAUGACGCUCUCGAAACAGUUCGGUCCCAAGAAGGCGAAAGAGAUCGCGGAGAAGAAAUACAGGGAACGUCUGGCGGCCAUCUAUAAUCGGCAAGUUGAGGAAGACGUUGAGGUUCGCAAGAUCCUCGAGAUGAAGAAAGCGGCUAUUCUGGACGCCGAGAAACGUCAAGAUGAGCCCCUCGAUGAUUCGAAACUCGUAGACGUCAUCUUCGACUUCUUGCCGCGAAGCGAUUCGGUGAAUGAACAGGCCGGCCCGACCGCGUUCAAAGACCUCGAGAUGCCACGAGACGCCAAUCUCAACUCGGAAGCCGAAGGCUCGAUUCCCUCUGUGCCUCAGGAUCACUCUGAAGAUCUUUCCCAGUACACUUUCCAGAAAUUCGCUGCGACGUACUUCCAAGGAGUCCAGACCCACAUCUACCAGAAGAAGCCGAUCAAGCAGAGUCUUCUGCCUCUCCCGACCCACGGAGAUACGAUGGCAGCGCUUGCUCUCUGGAUCACAAUACUUCGUUUCAUGGGCGACCUUCCGGAACCGAAGUUUCACGUCAUCGAUCGGGACAACUCUUCGGUCAUGUCCAAGGUCACGGCCACCCUCGGCAGGAACUUCACCAAGUCGAAGGAGUUCCAGAACGCCAAGGAGGUCAUCGAAAACGGCGCAGAAGUUGGCCAAAGAGAAACAAUCAAAGCGAAGAAGUCGAUCAGGAACAGACUCGUUUCCUUGACCCUGAAACGGAAGAACAAGAUCACAGAAGACAUGAGACGCCAUCUCCAAGAGGAAGAAUUAGCAGCCGACAGCUACUCCCAGUGGCUCGAGGCACGACCGACGUCAAACCUGGAGAAACUGCAUUUCAUCAUCGGUCACGGAAUCCUGCGAGAAGAGUUGCGCGACGAAGUCUAUUGUCAGAUCUGUAAACAGCUGACGGGGAAUUCAGAGAAAAAUUCCCACGCCAGGGGCUGGGUUCUCCUGUCGUUGUGCGUGGGAUGUUUCGCUCCGAGCGACAAAUUCGUCAAGUAUCUCCUUAAUUUCAUCCGAGAGGGUCCUCCGGGGUACGCGCCGUAUUGCGAAGAGCGUUUACGCCGAACCUUCAUGAACGGAACCCGGGGUCAACCACCGUCGUGGUUGGAGCUGCAAGCGACAAAAUCGAAGAAGCCUCUAAUGUUACCCAUCACCUUCAUGGACGGGAACACGAAGACCUUGCUGGCAGAUUCCGCGACUACCGCAAGGGAACUCUGCAACCAGCUGUCAGAUAAAAUCGGCUUGCAGGAUCGCUUCGGUUUCUCUUUAUACAUCGCUCUCUUCGACAAAGUUAGUUCUCUCGGCAGUGGCGGAGAACACGUCAUGGAUGCCAUCAGCCAAUGUGAACAAUACACCAAAGAGCAGGGUGCGCAAGAAAGGAAUGCGCCCUGGCGUCUCUUCUUCAGGAAAGAAAUUUUCGCACCUUGGCACAACCCGAUGGAGGACUCGGUCGCCACGAAUUUGAUCUACCAGCAAGUCAUCCGAGGGGUGAAGUUCGGUGAAUACAAGUGCGAGAAGGAAGAAGACCUCGCGAUGCUCUCAGCCCAACAGUUCUACGUAGAAAAUUCCACAAGUGCCGAGGCUGAAAUCUCUUUGGAUCGACUGAGAACUUUGGUGCCAACCUGCAUUCCGGACUCCUAUCUAGUGUCAGGAGAGCGAGCUCUGGAGCGUUGGACCCAUCUGAUUUCUCAGGCGUAUCGGAAAAGCUACUACCAUCGGGAGCGAACCGAACCGUCGAGAGUCAAGGAAGACGUCGUGGAUUACGCGAAGUUCAAGUGGCCCUUACUGUUCUCGCGCUUUUAUGAAGCUGUGAGACUGUCAGGGCCACCCUUAGCCAAAAAUGAAGUGAUCGUUGCCAUCAAUUGGACCGGAGUAUAUAUCGUUGAUGAGAUGGAGCAGGUCCUGCUGGAGUUAUCUUUCCCCGAGAUAACCAACGUCGCCAGCCAGAAGGGUGCCCGGCCGUAUCUUGCUGCUUUCUCUCUGACAACAAUCCGUGGGGAAGAGUUCACAUUCCAAUCACCGAACUCAGAGGACAUCAAGGAACUAGUUGACGGCUUCCUGGAAGGUUUGAAGCGCCGGUCGAAGUUCGUGAUCGCCGUGCAAGAAUUCAGAGGUGAAGCUCAAGGCUACCUGAGCUUCCAGCAAGGGGAUCUGAUCACUCUGGAUGACCAGCUCUGCGGAGAGAAAGUUUUGGAAAGCAAUUGGAGCUCGGGACGGAACGAGCGAACGGGAGACAAAGGCGAUUUCGCGUCCGAAUACGUCUAUGUUCUCCCGACAGUCAGCAAACCUCCGCAGACUAUCCUCGCGUUCUUUGCCGCCGACGAGGAGGGUAGACGCCACCUCCUGAAGAGAUAUCGAGCGAGCCUCAACGGCAGUCCAACAAUGCCGAUCGAGGGUGAGAGACCCCAUACGUUGGAGGAGUAUUCUCUCGAUCACUUCCGACCGCCACCGAAACGAACUUUGACAUUGACACUGUCGUCCGCACGGAAACGCGACGGAGAACAUCUCUGGAGACACUCGCGAGAGCCCUUGAAGCAGCCUCUUCUGAAGAAACUCCUCAACAAAGAAGAAGAACUUUCCCAAGAAGCCUGUCUGGCUUACAAUGCCCUCAUGAAGUACAUGGGUGACUUGCCAUCGAAACGUAGCCGGAAUGGCAACGAACUCACCGAUCAAAUCUUCGAUGCACCCCUCAAGCACGAAAUCCUCCGUGAUGAGAUAUACUGCCAGGUUAUGAAGCAGUUGACCGAAAACAAGAACCGGAUUAGCGAGGAACGCGGCUGGGAGCUCAUGUGGCUCGCUACAGGUCUCUUUGCUCCGAGUCAGAUCCUUCUGAAGGAGUUGACACAAUUUCUCCGGACUCGUGCGCAUCCGAUUUCCAUAGACUCCAUGCAACGGCUCCAGAAAACAUUGAAAGUCGGUCAGAGGAAGUAUCCGCCCCAUCUUGUCGAAGUCGAAGCUAUUCAGCACAAAACUACGCAAAUCUUCCACAAAGUCUACUUCCCGGACGACACUGACGAGGCGUUCGAAGUCGAUUCGGGAACUCGAGCGAAAGAUUUUUGCUCUAAUAUCGCCCAUCGUCUCAGUCUUCGAUCGCCAGAAGGUUUCUCACUCUUCGUGAAGAUUGCCGAUAAAGUCAUCAGCGUACCCGAGAACGACUUCUUUUUCGAUUUUGUGCGCCAUCUUACCGACUGGAUUCGUAAAGCCAGGCCAACCAAGAACGAUGUAAUUCCGCAAUUCACCUACCAAGUUUUCUUCAUGAAAAAGUUGUGGACUCACACUGUACCAGGAAAGGACCGUCAUGCCGACGUGAUCUUCCACUACCACCAGGAGCUGCCUAAGUUGUUGCGCGGAUAUCACAAAUGCAGCAAAGAAGAUGCCGCCUAUCUUGCCUCUCUUGUGUUCCGAGUGCGUUUCGGAGAUGCGAAGAACGAGCUGCAGGCGAUUCCUUCUCUCUUGCGUGAAAUGGUUCCAGUAGAUUUAUUGAAAAGCCAAUCAGCUUCAGACUGGAAGCGCGCAAUCACGACAGCUUACGCUCGACACGGGAACAUGACUGUCGAAGAUGCCAAGAUCGCUUUCCUCCAGUAUAUUUAUCAAUGGCCGACAUUCGGAUCUGCAUUUUUCGAAGUCAAGCAGACCACAGACACCUCUCUCCCUGACCAACUGCUGGUAGCAAUCAAUCGCCACGGCGUUUCCUUAAUACAACCUGUCUCGAAGGAAAUAAUUGCAACCCAUCCCUUCACGAGAAUAUCCAACUGGUCGAGUGGUAAUACCUACUUCCACAUGACGAUUGGCAACCUCGUUAGAGGAAAUAAGCUGCUAUGUGAGACGCCAUUGGGCUACAAAAUGGACGAUCUUCUCACUUCAUAUAUCUCGCUGAUGCUUUCCAACAUGAACAAGCAACGGACUGUGAGAGGUUCGAAGUGA